AUGGAGGGAAUCGAAAAAGAUCGACGAGUCCCGCAUAAGCUUCCUCGAUCUCCCCGCCGAGCUCCGCAUACUCAUCUAUUGCUCACUCAUCGUCUUCCCCAAGAUCCUCAUCUUUCCCAGCCUCCGAAUGUCACGACCUACCUUCAUCUCUCAGAGUAUAGCAUCUGCCGCCAGAUCACCGUCGAAGCCCUGCAAGAGUUCUACUCCCAUAACACCUUCUGCGCUACGGACCACUACGAAUGCGGCCCUAAAUUGGCUCCAGGACUUCUCCAUAAAAGCCGGCAAGUAAAGUGCCACAUUCACAGGCCACCGGGAUUCCCAAGGGCCGUCGAACCCAAGUACGCGCACCUGGUCCGGGAGCUGAGAUACGUGGUUCCAUCGGAGAAGUACUUUUGCGAUCCCAAAGCGAUAGACUAUCAGCUUGGGCACCCGUCUUUCGAUCGCAAAUGCAUUUCGGGUGAAAUUAAUGAACCAACUUUGAUAAAGAUCCAGCAGGAAAUCACGGACUUGGUGAAGAGGAAGCUGGAUAUGUCGAUUUCUGGGUCUGGCGAAACUCCAAAGGAGAUCCCCGAUUGGGUCGAAUUCGAGUUCACUGUGCGCAAAACCAGUUUAGAGAGCAGUCAGGGAUUGUGGGGCCUGGACUGGUGA
Messenger RNA from Mytilinidion resinicola, 648 nucleotides. RefSeq lists its product as uncharacterized. The record is from RefSeq and is a predicted model, not a curated record. The coding region runs from base 1 to 648 and encodes 215 amino acids. Lineage: Eukaryota; Fungi; Ascomycota; Dothideomycetes; Mytilinidiales; Mytilinidiaceae. The transcript is spliced from 2 exons.